AUGGCUCAACUGGUCGGUUUGUUCGGUUAUGAAAUCUUGCACGCGGUGGAUGUAAGGGAGUAUCACCUUGAAGGCUUCAGCAGGAUCCUCAGGCACAACGACAGCAACAUGUUCGUGGAGAAGAUCGAGAGGGGCAGCAACGUGAGGAAGCUGCUGAAGAAGCUCGAGAUGCUUAGCAAGGCUUGCAGCAAUAACCACAUCUCUGGCUUCUGCUGCGUGGCGGAAAGGACGAGGCUGGUGGCUUCCAAGGAGGAUGUCGGGAAGCUCCACAGGGUUGGGAUGACCGUCAAGUCCUUUGUAGAGAUGAAUUUCAAGAGGAUAGUCAAGGAUCUGGUCUGA
This is a messenger RNA of Guillardia theta CCMP2712, 339 nucleotides long. RefSeq lists its product as hypothetical. Lineage: Eukaryota; Cryptophyceae; Pyrenomonadales; Geminigeraceae. The record is from RefSeq and is a predicted model, not a curated record. The transcript has a single exon. Bases 1 to 339 code for a protein of 112 amino acids.